Pleurotus ostreatus (oyster mushroom) is the source of this 1599-nucleotide messenger RNA. RefSeq names its product Protein phosphatase 2C 2 (gene PTC2). The record is from RefSeq and is a predicted model, not a curated record. The coding region runs from base 1 to 1599 and encodes 532 amino acids. Gene Ontology annotation, biological process: protein dephosphorylation. Gene Ontology annotation, molecular function: cation binding; protein serine/threonine phosphatase activity. The transcript is spliced from 10 exons. Lineage: Eukaryota; Fungi; Basidiomycota; Agaricomycetes; Agaricales; Pleurotaceae.
AUGGGACAAAUUCUCUCUUCACCAAUUACGACGAAAAGAUCGGAGACGGGCAGAAAUGACAAGUUCAUGUACUCAGUUUCAGACAUGCAAGGAUGGAGAAUAUCCAUGGAAGAUGCGCAUGCUACUUUACUCCAGUUGGAAGAAGGACCCAAUACGAACGCCUUUUUCGCUGUCUACGACGGUCAUGGGGGUAGCACCGUCGCUCGGUUUGCCGGGCAGAAUGUACACAAACGGUUAUUGUCCGAGGAAACAUACCAGCAGCGACAAUAUGAAACCGCUCUGAAGAAAGCCUUUCUUGGAACGGAUGAAGAUAUACUUGCUAACCCAGCACAUACUAAGGAUCCAUCUGGUUGUACCGCAGUUGCUGCCCUUGUCACAGAUGACGGGAAAAUAUAUGUCGCCAAUGCUGGGGACUCCCGUUCCGUCAUCAGUGUCAAAGGUGAAGCUAAACCGCUCAGCUUCGAUCACAAACCCUCCAACGCAGCCGAGGUCGAACGGAUUACCGGCGCUGGUGGUUAUGUCGAAUUCGGUCGCGUUAAUGGCAAUCUCGCUCUCUCCCGCGCUCUGGGUGAUUUCGAAUUCAAGAAAAACUAUUCCCUCGGCGUCGAGAGACAAGUAAUCACCGCCGAUCCUGACGUUACCUGCCAUGAAAUUACAGAGGAAGAUGAAUUCCUUGUUCUUGCUUGCGAUGGCAUCUGGGAUUGCUUGUCUUCCCAGCAAGUCAUCGACUUCAUCCGAUACCAAAUUUCGGAAGGAAAACCCCUGCAAGAGAUAGGCGAGCUUAUGUGUGAUCACUGUCUGGCCCCAGAUACUUCCUCUGGGACGGGUGUCGGUUGUGAUAAUAUGACAGUGCUCAUUGUCGCACUUCUACACGGGCGGACACCAGAGGAAUGGUACGCCUGGAUAAAGGAACGCGUACAGAAGGGCUACGGCUACAAUACUCCCUCAGCACUUCCUCAACUAUAUUCACAAAGUCGACUCAUGUCCUACAAGGCCCGACGGGAAGCUCAAGAGGCUCGGGAGCGCGAGCGCGAGCGGAAUCGGGCUGAGAACCCGGAUGAUAGCAGCAGUGGUGUGUCCUUUCUGGUCAAUCCGCUGAGCGGGUUCGCUCGGGUGCUUGGUAGCACAGGUGGUAUCUCCUUUUCCCCCGACUCGAACAUUAUCACGGAUGGAGGACCGUUGAUGUUCGCAGACAACGAUAGCGACGACGAUGACGAUGAAGAAGAUACCGGACGAUCGUUCUUCAGCGAAACCCUCGGUAUCGGACGCUCAGAAUCUCCCGAUCCUACUCGGGCAUUGAAGGCAGGCAUAGACGAGCUGGAACUCAGUAUGCGGGACGGGGCAAACGAUGGAGACGAUGAUACCGCCAUGGACACUGACGAAGAAUUGGAAUCCACGUUUGCGAAUGGCGCGAAAGCUGGUGAUAGCUCUUCGCAGGGCGAGGCGCCGCCACCUCCGAAGCCUCUACCGAAUGGCACUGCCAAUGGCCCCACAACCCCAGUAGAGCAGCUGAAAUCCGAGCCAGGUGGUGAUGCUGCACCCCCCGUUGUAAAGCAAGAAGGCCUUAUGGAUAAAAGCGAGGAUCCUACCAAAGCCUGA